Panicum hallii is the source of this 652-nucleotide messenger RNA. Its product is annotated as calvin cycle protein CP12-2, chloroplastic-like. The transcript has a single exon. NCBI's taxonomy places the organism in Eukaryota, Viridiplantae, Streptophyta, Magnoliopsida, Poales, Poaceae. Gene Ontology annotation, biological process: negative regulation of reductive pentose-phosphate cycle. Bases 103 to 471 code for a protein of 122 amino acids. The record is from RefSeq and is a predicted model, not a curated record. Gene Ontology annotation, cellular component: chloroplast.
UGAUCUCCAAAACGCAGCAACGCCUCGUACAGUUUCUUCGUGACAGCAAGUAAAAGCCACACCAAAACCACACAAGAAGUUUGUAGCAGCUAGCUGUUGCAAAUGGCGUCGAUGGUGGCUUGCCUCUCCACCCCGGCGACCUUCGCGGCCGCCGACGUGGUCCCGAGGAGGAAGGUCCCCGGCCGCGUCUGGUUCCCCGUGGCGCGCCGCGGCGGCUUCGCCGUGAGGUCGAGCGGGCCGGCGACGCCGCCGGGGAUCUCCGACAAGGUGUCGGACAGCAUCAAGAAGGCGGAGGAGACGUGCGCGGACGAGAAGGUCUCCGGCGAGUGCGCGGCGGCGUGGGACGAGGUGGAGGAGCUCAGCGCCGCGGCGAGCCACGCCCGGGACAAGCUCAAGGAGAACAGCGACCCGCUCGAGAACUACUGCAAGGAGAACCCCGAGGCCGACGAGUGCCGCACAUACGAUAAUUAGAGCGCGUACGUAUGCUAAAUUUGCCGCACACGAUUGGAGGAUAGUGAAGUGAAGAAGAUGUUGUAUAACUUGGUGAAUUUGCACGAAGGUUUAUGUUUCUCCGCCUGUAUUUAUUAUCCAGUAUACUUGCUUGUAUGUUGAUAUAUAGAUUUAAUAUAAGAACGCGUUAGCAAAUAGCAAA